Messenger RNA from Colossoma macropomum (tambaqui), 1747 nucleotides. RefSeq names its product olfactory receptor 2AT4-like. Gene Ontology annotation, cellular component: membrane. Lineage: Eukaryota; Metazoa; Chordata; Actinopteri; Characiformes; Serrasalmidae. Gene Ontology annotation, biological process: G protein-coupled receptor signaling pathway. The record is from RefSeq and is a predicted model, not a curated record. The coding region runs from base 1 to 996 and encodes 331 amino acids. Gene Ontology annotation, molecular function: G protein-coupled receptor activity; olfactory receptor activity. The transcript has a single exon.
AUGCCUGAAGGAAACAUCACUUCUGUGAAGAAUUUUUUCAUUGUAGGCUUUCCUGGGCUUCACCCUAAGUACUAUGGCCUUGCAUCUGCAAUUAUGCUGGUAGUCUAUGUGUGUAUCUUGCUGGGAAAUGGAAUAUUUCUUACAUUGUUUGUAAGAGAUAGAAGGCUUCGAAAACCUAUGUAUUAUAUCAUCAUAAAUCUUGUUGCAUGUGAUGUCCUGUUUAGCACCACCACAUUACCUAAGAUUAUUGCUAGAUAUUGGUUCAAUGAUGGAGUCAUCUCAUUCCUAGGUUGUUUCACUCAGAUGUAUUUUGUGCACUAUUUUGGUUUUGCUAAUGCUUUUAUACUGGCAGUAAUGGCCUUUGAUAGAUAUGUGGCAAUAUGCAAUCCUCUCAGAUAUGCUAAUAUUGUCAACGACUCCACUAUCAUGAUCUUGUGCUUUGCAUCUUGGCUGAUGGCAGAGCCCUGUGUCUUAAUGAUGGCAAUCAGAGCAUAUCCUCUUCCUUACUGUGCUGCCAACACAAUUGUCCAAUGCUACUGUGACCACGCGGCCAUCACAAAGCUUGCAUGCACUGACCGGACACCUUAUGGGUUUCCUGCUCUUAUUUUCACUAUGGUUUUGUUGCUCGUACCUCUGGCCUUUAUUUUUUUUUCCUAUUCCUCUAUUAUGAUGGCAGUCUUUCGAAUCUCGACCACUCAAGGACGACUGAAGACUCUCUCUACUUGCAGUUCUCAGCUCAUCAUAAUCGCUCUCUUCUUUUUACCCAGGUGUUUUAAUCAUAUGGCCCCUUAUGUUGGUAUCAGCUUCAGUGCUGACACACAAAUACUCAUUAUUAUGUUGUACAGCCUGCUGCCACCCAUGGUCAAUCCACUCAUCUACUGCUUAAGAACUAAAGAAGUGAAAGAAAUCUUAGCUAAGAGUUUAACCAGAUCAACAUUUCUUCAGUUUAUGAAAAAUAGGGUGAUUUCUAUGAAUAUUACAAGGGCAUUUCACUGAAGAAGGUAAACAUAUGCUUUUCUUUAUUAGAGGGGUGGAGUGGACAGACUGGGGCAUGGGUACUUUUACACUGGCUUUGAGCGAUUAACUUUUUUCAUCACUCAAUAAAGGUCAUCAUCUUUGUGUUUAAGUCAUAUUUUCUGAUCUUUGCUGGAAGGAAAAUGCUCCUAUUUGUUGUCAUAUAUUGGUUUUAGACCUGAUAACCGUAACAGGCAGGUUCUCAUUAUAAUGUCGUAUAGCCUGCUGCCUCCCUUAAACUGCUCACUCAUCAUCUGCUUAAAAACAAAAGAAGUGAAAGAAAUCUUAAUUAAGAGUUUAGCCAGAUCAGCAUUUCUUUAGUUUGUAAAUUAAAAAGUGUAUAUUUUUGCUAUAGUUGUAAGCUUUCUCUAAACAUUAACGGGGGCAAAGGACAUACUUUUCACUUUUUCAUCCCUCAGUUCCAGACUAACAUCUUUUUGCAUUCUUUGGAAGAGAAAUCAUGUACAAUAAUCAGUGACAGUGCAUUUCUACACUCUACAUGACAUAUUACUUGUGAAAGCUAGCAAAAGGGAUGUUUACACCAACUGAAAGCCACUCUAGUUAAAGCUCGUUGUUAUCAAGUACAGAAAGUGCAAUGCAAUUCUUACUUCAACAAAAUAACACAGUGACAAUACAAUAAGUAAUGACUACUAAACAGAAUUAAACACAAAACUGAACAACAUUACAUACAGUUAAUACCAGUGAUGAACCAUGACUAUUAGAGUAAGGCCUU